CGUAAAGCAGGAAGCACUGCAGUAAUGUGUACGAGCUAAUCUGUCCUGCUGCUGUUUACCUACAGGUGAGGUGAGCCCGCAGGAGAAGCUACAUGGAGGCUAACUAACCCAGGACCAGGACCCAUCGGUGCUCAGCCUACAGAGGAACUGCGGUACAUUAGCGCCAGGAUGCCAGCCGGAGUGUGUGGCUGCUGCGGGCCGCUGAGGCCGAGGUACAAACGCCUGGUGGACAACAUCUUCCCUGAGGAUCCAAAAGAUGGCCUCAGCAAAUCUGACAUGGAGAAGCUGACCUUCUACGCCGUGUCGGCUCCAGAGAAACUGGACAGGAUCGGAGCUUACCUGGCCGAGAGGCUGAGCCGAGACGUGGUGCGACACCGCUACGGAAAUGUGGUGAUCGCCAUGGAGGCUCUGGACCAGCUGCUGAUGGCCUGUCACUCUCAGAGCAUCAAACCCUUCGUGGAGAGUUUCCUGCACAUGGUGGCCAAACUGCUGGAGUCCAGAGAGCCGGACCUGCAGGUGCUCGGGACCAACUCGUUUGUGAAGUUUGCCAACAUUGAGGAGGACACGCCGUCUUACCACCGCCGCUAUGACUUCUUUGUGUCCCAGUUCAGCGCCAUGUGCCACUCGACUCACGAAGAUCCUGAGACCAGAACCAGGAUCCGUGUGGCCGGGAUCAAAGGUCUGCAGGGCGUGGUGAGGAAGACGGUCAACGACGAGCUGCAGGCCAUCAUCUGGGAGCCGCAGCACAUGGACAAACUGAUCCCGUCCAUGCUGUUCAACAUGCAGGACAGCGAAGACCUGGACAGGGCGGGGCACCCCAGCACACCUUCAGGGGCGGGUCAGGAUGGCGAGGAAAACCCGGCGGCGCUGGCAGAGAGCUGCUUCAGGGAGCUGCUGGGCAGGGCGGCCUACGGCAACAUGAACAACGCCGUGCGCCCCGUGUUGGUUCACCUGGACAACCACCACCUUUGGGACCCCAAUGAGUUUGCAGUUUCCUGCUUCAGGAUCAUCAUGUACUCCAUCCAGGCUCAGCACUCCCACCACGUCAUCCAGCAGGUUCUGAAUCACCUCGACACGCACAACAGGAACACACCGCGGGUCAGAGCCGGCAUCGUCCAGGUCCUCCUGGAGACGGUGGCCAUCGCCGCCAAAGGCUCAGUGGGUCCCACAGUGCUGGAGGUGUUCAACACUCUGCUCAAACACCUGAGGAUGAGCGUGGACUUUGAGCUGGGCGAGAGCUCAAGGAGAAACUCCGGCACCAGCGUUUCGUCCGGCCGCGGCAAAGAGAGCGAGGAGCGAAUCGUCCAGAACGCCAUCAUCCAGACCAUCGGCUUUUUCGGUGGAAACCUGCCAGACUACCAGCGAGCUGAAGUCAUGAUGUUCGUCAUGGGCAAGGUGCCGGUGUACGGGACCCCCUGCCACACCUUGGACACCGUCAAGAUUGGGCAUCAGGGGACCAAGCGGAUCCAGACGAUGCUGCUCAGCUCUCUCAUCAUGGUGACCUCUGGCUUCAAGUCCAAGUCCAUGUCCACCGCGUUGCCUCCUCCCUUCCUGGAUCCGCUCUUCUCCAUCUCUCUGAUGGAGGACAGCGAGCUGCGGCAGCUGGUGCUGGAGAUCCUGCACAACAUCAUCGAUCGCCAUGACAACCGCGCCAAGCUACGCGGCAUCAGAAUCAUUCCAAAUGUUGCAGCGCUGAAGAUUAAAAGAGAGAAGAUUUCCAAGCAGGAUGUUGCGUUCAUGAAGAAGCACGGCCAGCAGCUCUACCGUCACAUCUAUCUGGGCUGCAAAGAGGACGAUAACGUCCAUAAAAACUUUGAGCUGCUCUUCACCACGCUGGCUGUCCUCACCAUCGAGCUGGCCAACGAGGACGUGGUCAUCGACCUCAUUCGACUCUCCAUCGCUCUACAGGACAUGGCACUUUCUAACGAGGAGAACAUGCCGAUGUUUAUUCGUUGCGGCAUCAUGGCGCUGGUGGCGGCGUACCUCAACUUCCUGAGCCAGAUGAUCGCCAACCCUCCUUUCUGUCAGCACGUCAGCAAGGUUAUUGAGCUGAGGAACAUGGAAGCUCCCUACCUUCUUCCAGAGCACAUCUUCAGAGACAAGUGUCCAAUCCCUGAAACUCUGAACAAGGAGGACCGGCAGCUGUACUUCCAGACAGCGGAUAUGGCCGAGUGUCUGGCUGGACCGGGAUACAACGCAGAGAGACUCUCCAUCCCGUACGUUCCUCAGGUCACAGAUGAAGAUCGUCUAACCAGGAGGAAGAGUUUCGUGGACACAAUCUCCCUUCAGGUGGACAUCAUGUCCAACAACCUUCCAGACAAGUCCCAGCUGGCCGAGGAGAUCACGUUUGAGACCCUGAAGAAAGCCAUCGACACGACGGGUCUGGAGGAGCAGGAGAGGGAGAAGAGGCGUCAGGUGAUGGAGAAAUUCCAGAAAGCUCCGUUUGAGGAGAUCGCUGCCCACUGCGAGUCCAAGGCGAACAUGCUGCACGACCGGCUGGCACAAAUAUUUGAACUUACAAUUAGGCCUCCACCCAGCCCGUCCGGAGUGGUUUCCAUCUCAUCGGGACACACUCAGCACCAGUCCGUCCCCGUCUACGAGAUGAAGUUCCCAGACCUGUGUGUCUACUAAACACACACACACACACACACACACACAAACACAUAUAUAUCCACAAUAUAGCUGAAAUUAUAAAUGCUAAGAAAGAGCUACACAAUCACAAUCUGUUUUCCAGUUUCCUGUAUUCAGACCAGCACAAAGGUGUCACACAAGAUGCAGCAAAACAACCAUUUUCAAUUAUACAUGAAGACUUAAAAAAAACAUCUCACAAAAAUCCAAACCUGAAAUCAGAGUUCGUUUGAAGCCUUGAAAGUAAAAACGGUACUUCCGAAUCAAAAAUGCCAUUUAUCUCAUAUCAAAUCUUUUGCAACAACCGUUUCUGCUGCUUUUAAACACUUUGAAUUAACUCCGCCAGCUCUGAACUGAUUUGCUGUAUUUAGUCUGACUCGCUUCCCUCAAACUGAACAAACGAGUCACCAAGAACAGAAACAAACCGACAGCUUCCACGCUGAGUUUCGGUGUUUUGGUACCGAAUCGGACGUCGCCUCCCAGCAUGCACGCGCGCGGGAAACACGUUUUAGCUGAUGGGUGCUGCCAUAAAUGUGUAGGCAAAACUAACGAGACAAAAGCAGGUGUUUUUCUUGUUUUUUUAACCAUAAGCACAUGGAUUAUGUGUUACUACAUCGAACCUCAGAGCUGCAGACCGGGAGCGCUGUAGGCGCUGAUGCGUCCUUCAUGUUUACCAGAUCAUUUAAAUGAUUAUUUUUUUAUUAGAGUUUAAAAAUGAUAAAUCUCAACAAACACUGAGCAAGUAGCACAAGGAACAAAAUUAUUACGUGUCCUUGCAAAGCGAACCCUGAGAUUUGCAAAAUUUAACCCUUUAAAACCCAAGCAAAUCAUGUCUUUAAAUAAAAAAACAGCAGGGAAAGAAGGGGACACGCAGCUUUACAAGAAACGGCUCAAAAAUGAGAAAGAAAGUUUCAAAAAAAUUACCUUGAAAUGAGCUUAAAAUAAGAAAAUCCUCAAGAAAGAGCUGAAAAAAUGAAUUUUAUUUUCCAUAACACAAUUUCAAAUAUGUAAUUAAGAAAAUUGAUCAUGAAGUUUUCUAGACAUCCCCCCCAAAUAAUUUUCAGAUAAUUUUUUGUCACCUCUUACAUUUCCUUUUUUACAGUUUGAGGGACAGUUCUUGCUGAAGUUGCUCAUUACUGUUUUUAAAAGGAAUUAAACCAAUUUAAGAGGUUUAAAUACUGAUGAAAGACUGUCCAUGCUGGUGUUAAAGGGUUAAACACCUUUGAUUAUUAAAUGUGGUUCAAAAUUUAAAACAAAUGCUCAGAUAUCACACGAGUUAAAAAUAGCCAAAUAUUUUCGGAGUGAUGUUUCCCGCGGCCGUGCCCGCAGACGCCUCUGAUCCGGUAUCACCUUUUGGUCAAAGCUUCUUGUACAUACUCGUAGUCUAAAAUUAAACUCGCACAGACGGCUAAAACCAGCUUAGGGCUUAAAAUUGAGUCCGGUUUCAGCCGUGACGCUCCGUCUCCAGAGCCGGCUUCUGCCUUGUAACAAAUCUCUGUCGUGAUGCGUAGGCGUCGGUGCAGCCGCUAAUAGGUAGAAACGUCUCAGUAGAUUAGCUGUCGAGUAGAAACGCAGCCGUAACUCCGCUGGUGGUAGAAGGCAGAUUAGUUUUAGGCUCUCCGCUGUUCCAGCCCGCUCAGUCGAAUCAGUCCUCACUGCUCAGCCUUCGCUUUUUUAAAAGACAGAUAAGAGAUGAAGUGAAAGCUGCGCUGAAAUGGUUAACUGCUCGGCGGAGACUCUCGGGACGAGCCAGAGAGAGUUUUCGGGUGGAGAAACGGCUCGCUCGUGGUUGGUGAUUUCGUGUUUGCGUCAGAGCUUUUGGAAAUGUCGAAUAUUUGGAGUGAAAUGUUGGAAAGCUGCAGGAGUAAGAAACCAGACCACAGCGGUGUUUUUUUACAGAGACUGGUCUGUUUGUUUCAGGUGAAGUUUGACGGUGAGCUGAUGCCAGACGAUGAUGUUUCAGAUUUACAAAAAUGCUGCAUUUGGCAAAGAAAAUCUCACAGCAGUCGGCGUUUAUUUGCCAGUUUUUGCUAAUCUGUUCAUACUUUAAAACCCAAAAGCAAUAUUUAGAUAAAGUCUCAGUGAAGCGGCUCUGAGAGACGUCUGGACUGUCAGUUUAGCAGCUGUGAGGUCAGAAGGUCUUCCUCUAAACUGAACCAGUUAAACGUUAAAAUAUUAGAAACACAGAGUGAGCACCAAACUACAAAUGCAAUAAACUAAAAUACUGCAACUGCAUUAGAGGACAAUUCAUCUUUUAUUGGAGAUAAAUUAACAAACGAAAAGAUUUUUUCUGCUCAUCAUCUGAAAAACAUUUUGAGAAUUAUUAACUCUUCGUUCAAGCGUUAAGUUGUGAGUCUCUUUACGAUGUGCAAAGAGGAAGAUAUUUGAUUUUUUCCAGCUGACGCGACCUCUGAAUAUUCGAGUCGUCUUUUCACAACAGAGAAAGAAAUAUAGCAAUACAGGAGUUCCUGUUACUGCAAGUCAACUCGCUAAAUAUAAAUAUAAAUAUAAAUAUCGUUAUUGUUCAUGGAUUUAUUCUGACGGCAUGUUACGUAGAGACGACGCUGGCUGUCCAUCAGCGGCGCUGCAGCACGUUUGUUAAAUUACUGAACAAAUCAGAGACGCGAGCAGCAGUUCGGAGGUCGACGGAUAUUAGAGGUUUCAAUAAUAUUGAUACUACAGAAAUUACGUUUUAGAUUGAAGAUCUAAUCUAGCAUCAGUAGGAUCGGUAUCUGGAAGAUAUCGCCCAAGCCUAAAAUAUAUUGCUUUUAAUAAUAAAAAGUUACAGUACUAUUAUGUAGACGACUAUUCUGGACUGAUAUUAUUUGGUAUCGCAUCGAAAUCGAAAUUUGUGGCCUGGCCGGCUCCUGAAAGAUAUCAGCUGUCGGCCGAGGAUGGUUCAGUCCUGAUCUGGUCAUGCCUUAAAAUCAGCACAGAAACUCAGGCGCGUAUUUAACACGUGAAUUGUUAAAUCGGGUAUUUCAGCACUCCUAGUUUGUCAUUUUGAAUGUAACUGUAGCCGUUUGGCUCCAGAAAUCUGAAGCAGCUGCAUCGACUGUAAAAAUAACUCUUUCGCUUUGUGGCGUCCGCCAUGAUGACUUUGCUGCGUGCUCUCUGUGCACGGUCGGCAUGGUGACCGUCUCCACUUCGACCUUUGAACUCCUCACAGCUUUUUUUCGGCAGCUGACAAAGAAAACUUGUGUUGCCAAACACAGAAGUCGUUCCCUCUUUGCUCCAUAAAUUCAAAAUGUCGUAAUCUCAAAAUCUUGGCGCCGUAUUUGGAGUUUGAUUCCAAACGAAGAGAGCAGCUCGCCAGCCUCCGCCUCCAGCCUCUCUCACACAAAGCAGUGACAUUUUGGAGGGUUUAAUCAUCCGUGCUUUUUCGACAGUUACCACAAGGACACGUUUUGUCUGCUGAAGGGGUGCAGGAGGCGGUUUUUUGGAGUGACAUCCUUCGUAUCUGGCGGAGCUGCAGCUGUGAUCAGUAAUAACAGAUGGUUAUCAGUCUUUCCUCUGAUCUGAGCUCCGUGUAGGAAGAAAAGAUCCCUCCAGCUGGAGGCAGAUACCUGCUGCCUCCGUCCGGUCUGAGCAGCUGUGGCGAGCACAUCGCCGCUUUAUUCGGGGGUGAAGGUCGGCGUUUCCUGUCACUCGCAGAUGACUCAUUUGUUUGUGUCUUCGUCCUGAAAGACUCUAGAAGUUGACGGGUUCGUGCAGAUGAGUCGUUUUGUCCGGUUGAACCUUUUCUCUCUGAGCUGCAGAGGUGCACGGUGAACGACGGAGAAAAAAGGCUGAAAAAUGAAUGAAAGGUGAAAUUGUUGGGACGUUUGUGUUGAGCUCGGCAGGAUGUGUUCUGUACGUCGUCUCGUACGUUUCAGAUGGUUUCGUACGUUAAAGGUUGUCGAUCGCAGGUUGUGUGAAAGGUUUGAGCUUCGUUUGAAAUCACCAACACGAGCCUGAAAAAUACAAACUUCAGCGUUUGAUUUGUCUCCUUCAGGAGCCAGUCUGACGGCCGAGCAGCUCCUGACCCCGUUUCCAGCUGGUGCCGACGCUCGUCUGUGAGUCUGUGAGACUUUGAUCUGGAUCAGUAAAAAUACACGUUAGAGCAGCAGGACGCUGUUUGAUCAGACCGCACGUGGAGACCAUCGCGCUCACGUUGUGAUCAGAUCUCAGCAGGCGAACAUGACGUCUGUACAAACCUUUCCAUUCCUCUGCGCUCUUUAAGGCUUUUUAUCUGCAGCACUUUAAAGGAAUAAUUCACCCACAAAAUGUUGAAAAUGAAGAUUUUUUUUUUUCUGACAUGCCUUCAUCGAUGAAUAAAAGGAGGAACUUAUAACCAAAAAACAAUGAUAUAAAAGAUCCAGGGUGGCCUUUAAUUCGUUGAGCCAGACACUCUAAAAAUACACCAACACGUAUCAGCUGGUGCCUUUUUCGGGGUGAAAUGUAGCACGAGCAGAAACACGGUGUAUUUUUAAUGCAUCUAGCUGGAAGAAUUAAAAGCCUUUUAUGCUUUUCAAACCAUCCUGAGUGUCUGGACCUGAAUCUUUUUUACCGCAGUAUUUUGGUCAUAAGUUUAUCGUUUUUUUGAAGUAUUCCCUUCUGUGAGAAGCUGUGGUUUGAAGGACAACAGAGGCGCUCCUGCCGCCUCGCUUUUUCAGAUUUUUGAAUCGUCAAUUUUGUUUAUGUAGCACAUUAAAUUACACAUAAACCCAACAGUUAUAAGAAAAUAACAUGCAGCAUGUAAAAACAGAAGUUACAUCAUUUGCAUGUUUUAAUUGCAGUAAAACGAGGGUCGUGUGUUUAAAAUAACAGUAAAACAUCAGUUUGAAGUCUUAUUUAUUCUUAUGAUCAGUACUUUACAAACACAUGCGUCUUUGCUAAAACCUUAAUAUUUAAAACUAUUUAACAGCAUAAACAGUCUUAAAUGCGUCGUGCCCGUAGGCAGCUCAGUGAGCAGGAGCUCACACACACACACACACACACACACACACACGCACACACUCUCACACACUCGUCCUUUAAAUUACAAAGUGGGUGUGAAUGUGAAGAUAUUUUGAUCCAGACGCAGAUCACAGCUCAGUACCAGGUUGAAACGGCGUCUUCUGAAUGUGAUUUUUCGGCGACUGCAGCAGUUUGAGAUGUUUGGGUUAAACCAGCUGAUGUGAGUUUUCGUUAAAAAGUUAGUUUUCUUGUGUCGUUUGUCGUGAGAAAGAGCAGAGCUCUGAGCAGAGUGGACUCAAAGACAUAAAAAAAAUCCCUUUUCCCUCUGUAUAAAAAAAUGCAUUAAAGUGAUUUUAUCGUUUGUGCAUCUCCGCGCUGCGUAACGUCUUAGCUUUAAGUGCACACUCUUAUGAUUUUACAUCAUAGCUCUACUUAAAAAACAUGCAUCAUGUGAACUAACUGCAUGAUAUCUUAGUACGACGUCGUCGACCUCUGAUGGGACGCUGCGAAAUAUAAAUCCAUCUAAACAAACUGAAUCCUAAAAUCCUAUUUUUCUCCAAACGGGUGUAAAACGAGCGAGCGCAGUGGAAACACGUCACGAUCAGAGUUUGGGGAAAAGUAGGAUUUGAGCCGGAGAUGAGGUGUUUGCUUAGAUGUGGCUGGAAUACAUGAUCACUUCCUUUAUGAAUGUGUCGUUAGAGCAGUAUAUCAUAUAUUUUUGUACAUUUUAUGCAUCAUGUAUCAUUCAAACUGUUGCCUGGUAGAGAUUUAGAGACUGGGAGAUUUAUUCUUGUCGAUCACAUUUAUCACGACAAAGACAAAAUGCUGAUCUCUUUUUAUUUUGUGAUGUUUACUUGACGGUUCAGGGUUUCAAUGGGAUUGUGCAGUUCUUAUCAACGCGGGAGAAAUGGACUCAUUUAUGAAAUGUUACUUGAUUAUUUUUUUGUAUCGUAGAAUCCAUUAUAUCAUUUCAAAUAUGCUGAAUAUUAUAUCUAUAGUCAGAUGAUGUCAGUUAUUUUUGCAUACUACAGAAGAGUGGAAUAAACCAGUGCAAAGUUUAGGUUUAUUUUUUGCCCCAGAAGUUGCAGCUUCAGCUCAGAAUCAUCAGCAAAGUUUGGAUAUAAAAUCAUUUCUCACUGAGAAGAUUGAGCUCCAGAUUCACUAAAGCUGUUCACGGUACAUUUUUUUCUUGUAGCUUUUGUAAGAUUGUAACAGACAAACUUUGUAUCGACCACAGAGCAAAACAGAAAGGUUUUCAACAUUAAUAUGAGUGCAAGCUUCAUUUUUGAUCCAGCAGCAGUAGUCUGAUGCCUUUAAUUUAAUUUAUAAUGGCAGCAUUUUGUUAUCUGAAGCCUGACGUUCACUUUAGAGCCAUUUAGGCCUUAAAAAGCGAACAAAACGUUAUGUAUAAAGCACAUUUCAUUCCAGGUGGAAGCAUAAUGUGCUGCACAAAGUUGCAGGCACAUAACAAAGCCAGCAACUCACCAUAAAGCCAAAUCAGUCUGUUAAAACUAAGAGUAAAAAUUGAUAAAAUAAUAAUUUGAUGAAGAAUAAACCAGUAAAAGAUACAGACACGUGAGUCAGAACUGAUUUUUAAAAAAGUUAAAAUUAAAUGAAAUAAUCAUAUUAAAAGUAGACCAUUAAAAGUGGACAAUACAUACAUUUAUUUAAAAAUAGAAUAAAAUAAGAUAAAGAGGCCAAUAAAAGAUAACACGAGUAAAAAAACCAAAACAAUAGAUUAACCAGUUAAAAAUGUUGAGAAAUGGGGAAAUAAAAUGAAAGAAAAUCUUGUCCCCGAAGUGUGAACUCGCAGAAAAAUCAGAUGGAUUUUUGAGGUUUAAUUCAAGUUAUUUACAAAACUUCAUGCUUUGUCUAACACAUUAUGGACUCGGUCAGCAGUUGGAGCAGCAUUGGUUGUGAAACAAAGCUUUGGAGGAAAUUAAAGUGUAACUAAACCCCUGAGCCGCUCUUUUCAGUUGUAAAGCAACGUAUAUGGGUAAUUCGUAGUGUUGUUGAUCCAACUGAGUGCAAAGUGUUAAAAUGAUAUAUAUUGUGUAUACAUUUGCAUAGUGACUGCCCUCUAAAAGAUCAAACCUGCUAUUGCAGUAGAUUUUUGCUAUUGGCUGAACCUUGUUACAGGAGGCUGCUUUCAUGUGUCUGUGAGGGGGGCAGGGAGGUGCUGUGGAUCAAGAGGUGGCAUGAUUAGGUGACUGGGCCAUUUUUGAGACAUUUUUUCACAUUCUAGGGAGGAGGCACUCAAUGCAAAAGUACAGGGUUUAAAUACUCUUUCAAUUAUGGCGAGUAGCAAUUUAUAAAAAUUUCAUGCCCAUAUUUUUUUGGUUGUGGUCCUUGAAAUUGUCUACAAUCUGAAUUUCAGAAAUAACUACAUUGACGUAACAAGUAUAUGUGUGAGAUCUAAUGGAGUGAAUCUGGACCUGAAUCUGUCCUGAGCUGCAACUUUUUAUAAAUAAUUGAUAAAUAAAGUUUAAAUUAGUUUUAAAUGUAGCUGGAUGCAGAAAGCGAUCAGUCUGUGAAUUUGUCCUCUCUGCUACUUUUGAUAAAGUAUUUAAUAGAUUGAACUCAGUCAUCUGAAUGAAAGAUGAAUUAUGAUACUGAAUAAGCAUCAGAAUGAAAUACGAUGUUGCACUUUGAUCACUGUGUACCUGGUACUAUAAGCAAAAACCAAUCAGCACAGAUUAGACUGUGGUACAACUCGAUCUUUGGAGGUAUUUUUUUUUCCUGAUGUUGAGUUUGUGAAAUGUUGUAUUCAAGAAUAACUGUGAAACUGUCUAAAGUCCCUCCUGACUGGUGACUGAAGUCUGCAUCGAGUCUUAAAAUCGAGCGGAUAAUUCAGUGACUGGGGUGAAAUAUUUCACUGCUGACCUGCCUUACUUCAACAUGCUGGACACAAAAAUGGCUUUAAAAAACAGGUGAACGUGCUUCUUCACUUUUCACGAUGGACUUUUUUCAGUUUAUCAGCUGAAUUCUGCAGAAUAAUGAACAGAAG
This is a messenger RNA of Plectropomus leopardus (leopard coralgrouper), 10573 nucleotides long. NCBI's taxonomy places the organism in Eukaryota, Metazoa, Chordata, Actinopteri, Perciformes, Serranidae. The record is from RefSeq and is a predicted model, not a curated record.